AGAAGAGUCACUGUGUUUACUACAAAAUUCCAGCUCAAAAAGAGAGAGUUCUUGGAACACACAAAACUAAUCCUCAUGGAAAAAAGUAAAGUUAACAAGUGAAUGCCAUGAUGUACUUAGUCAGACAGUUUAAGACUGCGUGGGCUGGAAGAUUCAGGCACAGUUUCCUUGUUUCCUUUAGAGAAGGAAAGGAUAUCCAUCUCCAGACAACCAGAGGAAUACCUGCGUGGAUAAAUUACCAUGAGGCAAGUUGGGGUGUGGAUUUACAGCACGUUAUGUACUCCACCCAAUGGCUUCUCUUUAAGCAGCAUAAACAACUGAGCAAGGACCUGUGCAGACCUGGCGAACACAACAGGAGACCCUUUUGACUGUACCAUUUAUACAAACAUGAAGCUGUUGUUUUUCCUGUGCCUUUUAAUUGUUGGGAUUCAUUCCAACAGUUAUCUCUAUGAGCCUAAUCGCCAAGGUGUAAGAAACCAAAAUCAAAGAGGCCAAGAAAAUCAAUAUAUGCUGCAGCAGACUGUAGGGAACAGCGUUUGUCAGUUUGCAUGCUGUUUCUACAAGGAGAUUUCUUCUCGUGAAAACAGUGGGAAUAUUUUCUUUUCUCCCUUGAGCAUCUCUACUGCCUUUGCAAUGCUGACUCUCGGUGCCAGAUCUGACACUCUGACACAGAUUCUUAGGGUCCUUAGUUUUAACCCACGUGAAAUUUCUGAAAACCAAAUACAUGAAGGUUAUCGUCAACUCAUGCAAAUGGUAAACAGAAAGAAUGAGGCAUUACAGCUGAAUAUGGGAAAUGUCCUGUUUGUGCUUGACCAGUUGAAACCACAAGAUAAAUUUUUAAAUAAUCUCAGAAACUUCUAUGAAGGAGAAGCUUAUCCUAUGAACUUCAAGAGGGCUAAUCAAGCCCAGAUGAAGAUCAAUGAAUAUGUAGCAGGAAGAACCAAUGGGAAAAUCAGGGACCUCAUAAAUAACCUUGAUCCACUUACUGAAAUUCUCCUCAUUAGUUAUAUUUAUUUUAACGCUGAAUGGGAAAAACCAUUUGACCCAAAGUACACUAAAAAGGAUAAAUUCUUUGUGGAUGGGAACAAGGCUGUUGAAGUCCCAAUGAUGUUUGGAAUGGGCCUGUUCAAGCAUGGCUAUGAUGAACAGCUGUCUUCCACAGUUGUGCAAAUGGAUUAUAAAGGAGGUGCUUCAGCAUUUUUUGUUCUGCCUGAUCAAGGAAGAAUGAGGAAGCUGGAGAGAAAAUUGUCUUGUGAACGUAUGUCAAGAUGGAGGACAUUAGUCUCAAAAAGCUCAGCAAAUUUUUAUCUUCCGAAAUUCACUCUUUAUGGGAGGUAUAACCUAAAAAAUAUGCUAUAUAGAAUGGGCAUCAUGGAUGUAUUCACUGAUAAGGCUGAUCUCUCUGGGAUCACUGGACAGCCCCAGCACAGAAUUUCCCAGGCUAUACAUCAGGCUGUGGUGAAGGUGGAUGAGACUGGCACCGAAGCAGCAGCUGCCACAGGCAUGGAAAUUGUGCCUAUGUCUGUUCCAGUUACUAUUAAAUUGAACAGGCCCUUCCUAAUGGUCAUAACUUUGGAGAACAAUAUACUUUUCAUGGGAAAAAUUGUGAACCCUCUGAAAAAAGAUUAAGUUGAUGUACAUAUUAGGUACGCAGUUAUCAACACUGUUAAAUCCAACGUUUCACCUGAUGAGCAUAGCAUGGCUACAGAGGGCUCUCCACCUCUUAACUAUGUUAUUCACUGUUUUUUUGUAGAUGAGACACUUCAACAAUUUGUCAUAGUUGCAUGUUUGUUUGGGCCUUUUUUUUUUUUUUUUUUUUUUAAAGAAGGUUACAUUCAGGCAAAACUGUCAUUAGAUCUGGAACAAAGUAGGCCUGUGUAAUACCGACAGCAUAUAUACAUUUUCUAGCAGGGAAGAUGAGGAGCAUAUGAGCAUGUGGGUGGAGAGGACUGUGUAAGCCUGCUUCUUCCCUCAUGGCUGCCUUCUCACCACUUUUUUUUUUUUUUUCAUUGACUGACAAAUGGGUACAAGUUAUUGCACUUUACUACUUGUCCCCAUUUUCCUACCAACAUGAAGUUCAAAUUUAGAAUAGAUUUUAACAUACAUAGUGCUUACUACCUUGCAUAAUACCAUUGUUCAGUGAGUCUGUUACCUCCUUGCCUUUCAGCUGUUCUGGCAUCUAAGCUGCUGCAAAGGGGGUCACAGAGAAGGUGUGUUUUUCCCUUGCAGAUAUAUACUUGUCUAUCCACUGUUUCUGUAAGAGUUCCCAAUCCAAACUCAUCCCAGAGCAGAUGUGUCAGAAUUGGGUCUAAGAAAAGAAGACAUAGAUCAAAUCUCUACAGCUUCCUGGAUCAGACCUUUGUAAAUCUGAUAUACAGCUUAGAGCAGCCAGAGUAUCUUCUGGCCUGUGCCUUCACCUAAACCAGCUACUAGAGGAAACAUAAGCCAUCUCCUUGUGGUGCCAGUGCCUGUAGCAUUACCAUCUGGCCCUGGGAGAUUACCCAUGGUAGUAAGCACCAUUGCAGUAUUGUUUGUAGGACUGAGCACCCUACCAGUAGCACCUUAUACCCCAUUGGUGACUUUUACCAUGUCUUGAUAUAACCCCUUCUGUUCCCGGACUGUCCAGUAACACAACAUUGGUAUUCUAUUUAUCAUCUACUUCAUAGUUAGUAUAGCAGCAAUGUUAUAGGAUCUGUUUUCACUAUUAGGAUACACAAUACCAAAAGUCACAUUCAUAAUGCACAUGCUUAUUUAUUUUUUCUUAAGUUUACUUUCCUAUCUAUUUUUACUUCUUGUUUCAGAACAUCUAUCAGUAUUUUAUUUCUGUGCUCAUGUUCAAGGUAUAUAUCUGAUUUCUGGUUGCAGGAGGGGUAAAUUAUUGACUAAAAUGGGUUAGUCUGUUAAUGGGUGUUAAGCAUUAACAACAGUCUUUGUACAGUCUUGAAAUACACAGUCAAAUGUACUAUGGUAGAAGAACAACAAUGAAUAAAUAUGACAUUAAAAGUUUCUAAUUUUGCUAUUUUUUUCUGUAAUUCAGAGUUAAGAAUUAAGAAGCAUGGUUCCAGCAUUUUUUUUCACCAGUAUCAACAAACAUUUAUAUAUUGCUCAUAUGCCAGCAUAUAUUGCUCAGCAUGAUAAUGCCAGUAACAAACUUCAGAAAGCCCUCUCUCUUUGGCCUGAGCACUAAAUCUCAUUCAGCACAUAACAGGUUAUUUCUGUUAGGAGGAGCAGUUACUGGGAAGGUUGGGCAUUUCUUUGACACAUCAGUGUUUAUUUGAAAGGCUAUACACAACAUAUUGCUUCUACUUUAUUUAAUGUAUAGAUUCAUAUGUGUCCCUCGUCAUCUCUGUUCUGGAAAGGUCUCACUUGACUCUGUCUGAUUGUUAUGUUACCAGUCUUGACAUGUGUUUUUUGCUGCAGUUCUUCUUCCUUCAGCUACUUUAUUCCAUAAACAAAAUGUUUGCUCCUAAAUUCUAUACUGAGUGAUAGAGUGAUAUUCAGUCAGCCACCUAGAUCAUACUCUUUUUUUUUUCUUUAAUAGAUUAUGACAGAAAAAUGAAAGAAAUACAUAGAAUCUAUGAGCUUUUUGUAAAGGAACUUAUUUUCAAAUAAUAUCACAGGUAUACAACAGAGAAGAAAAACUCAUCUGUGUGACAUUUAAAUUGGGCAAUAAGGAAGAAUAAGCUCAUUAUCUCACAAAUUAAAAGUUAGAUAUAAUCAAGUUGUUUUCAUUUGUCUUUGACUACAUCACUGCAUCUACAGCAAACCUUAACAGAGGACAUUUUU
This is a messenger RNA of Cygnus atratus (black swan), 3786 nucleotides long. Its product is annotated as serpin A3-4-like. Gene Ontology annotation, molecular function: serine-type endopeptidase inhibitor activity. The coding region runs from base 388 to 1629 and encodes 413 amino acids. The transcript is spliced from 8 exons. The record is from RefSeq and is a predicted model, not a curated record. NCBI's taxonomy places the organism in Eukaryota, Metazoa, Chordata, Aves, Anseriformes, Anatidae. Gene Ontology annotation, biological process: negative regulation of endopeptidase activity.